Messenger RNA from Penaeus chinensis, 3599 nucleotides. RefSeq lists its product as uncharacterized. Bases 160 to 3105 code for a protein of 981 amino acids. Lineage: Eukaryota; Metazoa; Arthropoda; Malacostraca; Decapoda; Penaeidae. The transcript is spliced from 21 exons. The record is from RefSeq and is a predicted model, not a curated record. Gene Ontology annotation, biological process: proteolysis. Gene Ontology annotation, molecular function: serine-type endopeptidase activity.
CAACCGCAGCUAUAAAAGGAGGUGCUUCCUUGCGCGGCAUUGAAGUCUCUCCUGAGCCGAGGGAGGAGGGGCAGCAGUUCUCACUCCCAUACUUUCGGAUUCUCCUUAGAUUACCUCUCUUGUGAUUGUGUGAAUCUAUAAGCGCCUUAGGCUGCAGGCAUGAAGGGCGUGACGGUGAUUCUCUGGGUGGGCGUCGUGGCGUGGGCGGCAGCGGCUGUGGGUGAUGAACAGCUCUCAAGAAAGAAAAGGGAGCCUCAGCGACCCAACUUCAACUUUGGAGGGCAAGGCUUCCAGGGCAAUAUUCCAAUACCGUUCGGAAAUGUAGGCUUUAACUUCGGCGGUCAAAGCCCAGGAAGGCCAAGACGACCAGGCAGACCCCAGCAACAACAGAGACCUCAGCCAUUGCAACAAAAUACUCCUCAGACUUUCGAAAGAGGUCCCAACGGUAGCUUCCAACCUUCCAACAAUCGGCCUGGUUUCACCCCUGGCGGCCGACCCGACUGCACGGGCAACAGGAGAAACUCCCGACGAUGCCAGAACCGGCCGAGUGGCGGCCAGGCUCUUGGACAGGGAGGAGGAGUAAGCAGUGCCUUCCAGCAGAUUCCUUGGCUGAGCCAGCUUUCCAGGGACCAGCAGAACCUCCUCAUUCCAAAUCUGCCGAAGACGCCUUCAGGCGGGGCUCAGAACCGCUUCUUCUUGCUCGGGACGGGAAAGCCCGACGUGCCCUUCCAGCAGUGCGUGACGCCCAAGUUCGAACGCGGGAAUUGCCGUUACCUCCAGCACUGCAUUCAGCCGGAGUUCGCCAACAACUUCAACGUGUUCCUUCGAUAUGUCUGUUUCAUUGAGGGAGUGUACGUCGGCGUGUGCUGCCCCGACACCUUUAACAACAACAACGCCACGCCCCCUCCGCCGCCCACCACGCCGAAGCCCACCACGCCACGCCCCGUCACCCCGCCGUCACAGUCUCGGGGUUGCGGACAAAUCGCCAAGAAGCCGCCCACUCGCAUCGUGGGCGGAAAGGACGCCGACCCCCAGGAAUGGCCGUGGAUGGCAGCCCUCAUGAGGGACGGGGCGUCCAGCUACUGCGGUGGCGUCCUCAUCACCGACAGGCACAUCCUCACGGCCGCGCACUGCGUUGACGGCUUCGACCGCAACACGAUCACGGUGCGGCUGGGCGAGUACACCUUCGACUUGGCCGACGACACCGGCCACGUGGACUUCCGGGUGGCCGACAUCCGCAUGCACAAUGCCUAUGACACGACCACCUACGUGAAUGACAUCGCCAUCAUCAAGUUGCAAGGAAGCACCAACUUCAACGUCGACAUCUGGCCCGUGUGCCUUCCCGAGGGUGACGAGUCGUACGAGGGCCGCACAGGGACAGUCACAGGCUGGGGCACCAUCUACUACGGCGGCCCCGUAUCAAGUACCCUGCAGGAGGUGACGGUGCCCAUCUGGACCAACAAGGCUUGCGACGACGCCUACGAACAGAACAUCAUCGACAAGCAGCUGUGCGCCGGCGCCACGGACGGGGGGAAGGACUCGUGCCAGGUGAGACGCCUUCUGUUUAGUGCAUUUUGUGUGUUGCAAAGGGGCCUUGAUUUGUGUCGCGUUCUUUUCUUUUCGACCUCCUCUUCAGAAACUCCUCUCUCUCAGCGACCCAACUUCAACUUUGGAGGGCAAGGCUUCCAGGGCAAUAUUCCAAUACCGUUCGGAAAUGUAGGCUUUAACUUCGGCGGUCAAAGCCCAGGAAGGCCAAGACGACCAGGCAGACCCCAGCAACAACAGAGACCUCAGCCAUUGCAACAAAAUACUCCUCAGACUUUCGAAAGAGGUCCCAACGGUAGCUUCCAACCUUCCAACAAUCGGCCUGGUUUCACCCCUGGCGGCCGACCCGACUGCACGGGCAACAGGAGAAACUCCCGACGAUGCCAGAACCGGCCGAGUGGCGGCCAGGCUCUUGGACAGGGAGGAGGAGUAAGCAGUGCCUUCCAGCAGAUUCCUUGGCUGAGCCAGCUUUCCAGGGACCAGCAGAACCUCCUCAUUCCAAAUCUGCCGAAGACGCCUUCAGGCGGGGCUCAGAACCGCUUCUUCUUGCUCGGGACGGGAAAGCCCGACGUGCCCUUCCAGCAGUGCGUGACGCCCAAGUUCGAACGCGGGAAUUGCCGUUACCUCCAGCACUGCAUUCAGCCGGAGUUCGCCAACAACUUCAACGUGUUCCUUCGAUAUGUCUGUUUCAUUGAGGGAGUGUACGUCGGCGUGUGCUGCCCCGACACCUUUAACAACAACAACGCCACGCCCCCUCCGCCGCCCACCACGCCGAAGCCCACCACGCCACGCCCCGUCACCCCGCCGUCACAGUCUCGGGGUUGCGGACAAAUCGCCAAGAAGCCGCCCACUCGCAUCGUGGGCGGAAAGGACGCCGACCCCCAGGAAUGGCCGUGGAUGGCAGCCCUCAUGAGGGACGGGGCGUCCAGCUACUGCGGUGGCGUCCUCAUCACCGACAGGCACAUCCUCACGGCCGCGCACUGCGUUGACGGCUUCGACCGCAACACGAUCACGGUGCGGCUGGGCGAGUACACCUUCGACUUGGCCGACGACACCGGCCACGUGGACUUCCGGGUGGCCGACAUCCGCAUGCACAAUGCCUAUGACACGACCACCUACGUGAAUGACAUCGCCAUCAUCAAGUUGCAAGGAAGCACCAACUUCAACGUCGACAUCUGGCCCGUGUGCCUUCCCGAGGGUGACGAGUCGUACGAGGGCCGCACAGGGACAGUCACAGGCUGGGGCACCAUCUACUACGGCGGCCCCGUAUCAAGUACCCUGCAGGAGGUGACGGUGCCCAUCUGGACCAACAAGGCUUGCGACGACGCCUACGAACAGAACAUCAUCGACAAGCAGCUGUGCGCCGGCGCCACGGACGGGGGGAAGGACUCGUGCCAGGGUGACAGCGGCGGCCCCCUCCUCCUGCAGCAGGGCUCGGAGAACAGGUGGGCGGUUGCGGGCGUCGUCUCAUGGGGCAUCCGGUGUGCGGAGCCCGGCAACCCCGGUGUCUACACGAGGGUCAGCAAGUACGUUGACUGGAUUAAAAAUAAUGCAGUCUAAGGGCGGCCGAGACAAGAGAAGAAGGCGGUGGAGACAGGAGUAGUGAGGCCGAAGAAAAGGAAGAUAGAAAAAGAAAGGAUUGCUGCAGGAGCGACAAAGGAAAAAAAAUAUACAGUGUACGUAAAUGAGCUAUAAGCUAAAAAGGAUUUUUUCCCAUUUUUUAUUCAUGCUUCGUGACUGAAAACAAACAAAAUAGGUUCAAACAAAAAAGAAAAUAAGGGGAAAUUCAGGAACAAUAAAAACGAAUAAAACGCGGCGCAAAUAAGGAGGAACAGGACGGCAAGAAGGAGAAAGGGAAACGAAGGAAGGGAGGAGGAGGGAGAGACCCGCGGGAGAAGCGCAGUUGUCUCAUUAACUGAACAGAUCAAAGGAGUUCCCCUUGAAUGGAGAGGAAUAAUCGACGGUGCAAUCAGCUGAAGGAAAAUAUAAAAGUUACAUAAAUUAUAAUUAAUCUUCUUGUUCUUUUAUUCAUAAUAAUAAAUGUCCAUCGAAAA